CGAUUCGAGCAGCUUGUACAGUGCAGCUAACCUCGAAAAGGUGAAAAGGGAAAAGCGAUGGUCAGCACCAUUUAAUGUUAUUUAGAUUUCUAAGAAGUUUAAUCUUUUUUAGUUUUCUAAUUAGUAUUUAAGGCAUCUUAUUAAGAUUAAACCCUGAACGCUAAGCAUAAUUUUAAUCUUUAAAACGUAAAGAAGCCGCUAGAAAUACUAGAAAGUAAGUAAAACGGCCCGUGGCCGCCCGGGAAGCGAAAGAAGUGUGCCAGCGAGCCAGCCACCCCGUGUACCCGUGUACCCGAAGCAGGCAGCAGCGCGUGUACGUGCUAAGUGAAUAAACAUAUACAAACACACACGCGCACCUCUGCAGGAGAGUGAGAGGCCCCCUCCACCCUCAACACAAACCCCACGCAAAUUCGCCGACGGUAGUGUAGGUGAGGAAGUGUGUGUGAGUGUGUAUCCAGCCAGCAUCCGGCCAGUGGUGUAAACAGGUACCAGGCCAGCCUCAUCACGACGUAUCCCCCAGGCAACGAGGUGUAUCAGCAACCGGCGCGGGCCCCUGCACGGAACCGCAACAGUGAGGGUAGCAGCAGCAGCCUCGGUGGCAGGAAGAUGCAUCCAUCGAAAAAGAUGAUCCCGGCCGAACUGGAUGAUCAUGAGAAGGGCAAGCUGUUCGUCGGCGGGCUGUCCUGGGAGACGAGCCACGAGAACCUGCAGCGCUACUUUAGCCGGUACGGCGAGGUGAUCGACUGCGUGGUGAUGAAGAACAACGAGACCGGCCGGUCGCGCGGGUUCGGCUUCGUGACGUUUGCCGAUCCGGAGAACGUGGAGCGGGCGCUCGAGAACGGGCCGCACACGCUGGACGGGCGGACGAUCGAUCCGAAGCCGUGCAAUCCGCGCUCGCAGCACAAGCCGAAGCGCACCGGCGGCUACCCGAAGGUGUUCCUCGGCGGGCUGCCGCCCAACAUCACCGAGACGGAUCUGCGCUCGUUCUUCUGCCGGUACGGCACCGUCAUGGAGGUGGUGAUCAUGUACGACCAGGAGAAGAAGAAGUCGCGCGGCUUCGGCUUCCUGUCGUUCGAGAACGAGAGCGCGGUCGAGCGUGCGACGACGGACCACUUCGUGCACAUCAGCGGCAAGCAGGUGGAGGUGAAGAAGGCGGAACCGCGCGACGGCAAUCAGAACAACAGCAACAGCAUGAACACCGACUCGUACCAGUGGGGCUCGCCGCAGGCACCCCCGAUGGGCAACGGGCAGAUGGGCGGACCGCCGAUCAACAUGCAGUCGAACAUGAUCCAGGGCUACCAGGGCUGGGGCACGUCCCAGCCGCAGCAGGGCUACGGCGGGUACGGGGCCGGUGCGGCCGGUGCCGCCAACGCGUACCAGAGCUGGGGAGCGCCGCCGCCACCGCAGCAGUGGGGCAACUACAAUGCCACGCCGCAGCAAACGCAGGGCUACGGUGGGUACGACAUGUACAACAACUCGGGCGCCGGUAGCGCCGGCGGGUACGGGUCCGGCAACUGGAACUCGUGGAACAUGCCGCCGAACACGGCCGGCUCGGCCGCUGGCUCGACCGCGGACAUGUACACGCGCCCCCAGUCCGGCCCGACCGCCGGUCCGGGCGCCUCGGCCGGCCCGACGAGCGGUGGCCCGUCCAAGCCGGGCUCGGAGUACGGUGGCGGUUCGGCCGCGUACGGUGGUGGUGCGGCUGCUGCGGCGGCUGCCGCUGCCGCCGCUACCGCCGGCUACAACUACUACCAGAGCGACCAGAACACGUACAACAACCGGCCGCGCUCGGUGUACGGUGCCGGCAGUGAUGCGACCUCCCAGCCGCCCUACCAGGCGUUCUAGAUGGGCGAGCGGAUUGAUGCUUCCGACGUUGCUGCGGGCCGUUUGGCGGGCAUGGAACGCCCAUCGUUGGCAGCGGGAGGAUACGCGUUUGGUGGGCCCGUUAGCGGAGCAAGCGUCCAAGCGCCACUUCCAGCAGCAGCAGCAGCAGCAGCAACAGCAUCGGUGCUCAAUCGUGGUCAGCGUUUACUGUAAGGAGGAUCAAUAAGAAAAUAGAGAGCACACACACACGCAACCAUUUUUUGGCGUCCUAUAAAUUACACGAAUCGAAUGGAAAGGAACAAAAAGAAGAAAAAACUAAGAAAACAGAAAGCAUUAGAAAGCAUCAGCGCAGUGUAACAGCAACAACAAUAGAAACAGCAUCAUGCAUACACAGCAACAUACAGAUAUACAAAAAUACCCUCUGUAAAUCGAUUUAGUAGAGUGAAGUGGAACGGGCCCACAGCGUCGAGCAAGGGGUCGGAAUUCCAUCAGGAUUUUAGCAGAAGUAAGCACCCAUACGCUAGAUAAGAGAGGAAAACUAAACAAAAAAAAAUCUGACGAUCAUGAUGAUGAUGGAACUUUCCGAUGAAUUGUUUCAUAAAACACUGUCCGCUUGGGAAACUCACUCAUACAUACAACAAGCUAAAAGUGUGGAGGGGGUGGACAGACAUCGUAUUUCAUUCAAUUACAAGCAAGAGCAUGGAGUAUAUACAGCAGCAACAAACUCUAUAUACAUUAUAAAUAAUUAUAUAUAUACAUAUAACAAGGAAGAAAACAAAACAAAAGGUAAAAUCAUAUAAACAAAAUGAGGGAUUCUUAUAAGGUGAGCAACAACAAAAAAAAAAAAGAAAAGAAAACACGGAAAAACAAAAAAAGGAUGCUUAGCAAAGAUUAUAAAAAAAAAACAAGUAACUCUAGUAACUACUAUUAUAAACAACAAGAACAACCACAUCCAUAUUGCAUAUAAAUGUUCGCAAACACAAAACACACACCCACACACAAAACACACUACAAUCCUCCCCAUAAAAAAAAUACUGGUGAAGAAAUAAGAAGAGCAAAAACACAACACAAAUGGAGUAAAAGAUAGAUAGAGCGAUGAUGGUGGUAUGCGUAGGAAAGCGAAGCUAAUUAGAAGGAGAAGAUAAUAAUACUAACUAAUUACAUUUACUUUGCGCGACUUUAGAAUGAGGAAGCAAACAAAACACACAAAUUCAUGAUAAGUAGUUUACGAUAGAAACAAAAGCAAGAGAAAGAGAGAUAGAGAGAUAGAAAGAGAGUUAUAUAAAGCUGGAAGCUGGAAAACAUGUAAAAGAUGCAAGUAUAGGAGCGAAGCGCUGUAACAACCACGGUUAAUAUUUGGAGGGGUAAUAUGGUAGAGUUUGAAGAAAACCGGUGGCGUUCGGGGGAUGAGAAGUACUAAAAACUACAAAUUUUCCUUUAAAUGCAGAACCCACACACACACACACACACACUUGUACACAGAGAGAUUGGAUUUAGUGUGAGGAAAGAGAGCGAGAGAGAGAGAGAUGGUUGGAUUUGUUGUUGCAUUGAAACAUUGUUUCCUGUUCUGGUGGAAAUAGUAACGGAUUGUAUUAAAUUAACACUAGUUUUUCACACUUCUUUUUUAAGCAGAUAAAUGGGUGGAAACUCGGACAUUACACACACCUACCACACACCCACCUUACCACCUAUCUUUCGAGUUUUGUUUAUACACCUCAUUUGCAUACACACACACGCGCGCGCGCGCUCGCGAAUAAUUAACUGUUGCCGGCAAUAUCGGGGAGGAGGGAGAGGGUGUGUAAAAGUAAGUUAGCCUCUGUGUGUUGUUUUAAAGUAUAAUAUUCGUAUAGUAACUUUCGAAAUAGAAACAGACGAAACGCGUCAAUCUUUGUAAUUGGGUGUGAAAUUGUUAUUGAAUUGGAUUGUGGGAAGAGAUUGCUUCUGUUUUUUUUUUUUUAAUAUAACACACAACAAGAAACAAAAGAAAAACAUAAACGUGCAACACUGAACACAUAAUACCGGCAAUUAAUAUAUAGCGAGGCAGAGUGGCAGACAGACAGAGAGAAAGCGCUGAAAGUAUCGUUUGUGUUGGUCGAUGUGUAGGAAAACACAGUAAAGCUGUUUCGCUUUUUUUUUUUUGAAAAUUAUCUCUGCGUGUAUGUGCGUAUGCUGUGUGUCCCACAUAUAAAGAGUUUUUUUUUAAAGUAACAAACUAGAAACAUACAUACCAAUUUGAAGACAAAGUUAAAGAGACAAACACCACCGCAAACGAAAGGAGGAUUGUUUGGUUUUGUUUUCAAUUAUCUUUCCCUCCAACACACACACACACACCGUUGUACGUGAACUGUUUGCAGCCUGUUUUCUUUCCAUUCGUUUAAUUUUUUUAUAUAUGAUAAAUAUUAUUUUUUCGAUUUUGUUUUAUAAAACACCAUUUACUUUAAUUAUCGAUCUAUGAAUAAUGCUAGCUUGUUCUGUUCUUUUUUAAUCGUAUGCUAAACAUACACACACACACACACAUUCACACGUACUGUAGUAGUGCCCUCUAGUAGUCACACUCUAGUGUCUGGCCAGAGCUUCCACAAAGACACAAACCAACGGUCGAAAUGGUCCUUUUUUGGCACAACUUUUCCUUUCCCCCUUCUGGAGUUUUUUUUUUGUUUUGUUUUAAUUUGAUUUGUACCACCUGGGCGUAUGUAUGCUAAGUUCGCUUUUAUCCCUAUUAUACCGUCAUUUUAUGGGUAGCACACAAGCGAUAUGUUAAACGAGAGACACGAGCAGAGCCAGUUUAAAACUGUGGGUAGAUGUAUUUCAGUUCUGGCAUGUCUGGUGUCAACACCAGGGGAAGAACGAUAGGAUUAACGCACGCAAGAAUUCAAUUGUGAAAACUUUAUCAUUUUAAAAUAAUGCGUAAAUAUGCGGUAGUUCAGCUUCUCGUCUCGUUUGUGAAGGAUAUUCUUUUUCCGAGUGCGCUAGUGUACUCACUUUUAAGCUAGAACAAAACAAGGCUAACAAUGGCAAGGCUCCCUGCCAAAAUACCGGCAAUGGCUGCGGAUGAAGCAUGGCUGUUAGUUAAGAAUCAUUGUGCAGGUCAUACAAAAAGAGAAAGAUAUGUAAUGGCAAUUAGCAGUUAAUUUCGUGCGCGCCAAUAUUAUGCUAGGAGAAGAAAGCACUUACACACACACACACACACAAACCACUAUUUUUAGCGGUGGGGAAAGACGGUGAUUGUUUUAAACAAAAAAAGGAUAGUAGUAACAACACUUGAUUUAUCACGCCUUGAUCAUCGAGAAAGGCAUACCUAAGGAUAUAUUAGUAUUUGCUUUCCUUUUCUUUUAAUGUGGAAUUCUAUUAUUGUACAUUUUAGAGAGCAUCCUACCUACCUACACCCCUGUGUAUUGUGUCAAAAAACUGUUCGCGGACGAUUAAUAUUAAAAUGUAAAAUGUAUGCCCUGUGAGGGAGGGCAGGAUUGUUCUCACGCGCGCGCGGCUUUUUAAUGAUUGUAACAAAAAAAACCGACUUUGUGCUUUUAUUCUGUUUUCCUCAUUCCUUUUUCGUGUUUUGUUUUCUUCUUCUAUCUCUGUAACAGCUCUUUUAUUUAACAUUAUUUUUUAUUUAAAUGCCCCCCUCUGUGUCUGUUCCUUUGUUCCCUUUUUCAUCUAUGAACUAGUUUUCCACGGAGUUUUCGAAUAAGUAAAGUGGAAAAACUAGAAUAUUUUUCUGUUUUUUUUUUGCUUGUUUUAAAGAACGCAGCAGGCGGGCUUUCUAAUAGUAGGAGCAUACAACUACACGUAAGGUACAUAGAUCACGCGCGCACGCACGCACGUGUGUAUCGCGUAUCUUAAGAACGAGAACUGAUAUUGUGUAACUUUUUAGCGAGGAAGUUAAUAACAAAACAAACAAAAUCAUACUGUAUCGAACUGAGCGAAUACCGGUGCGUCGGUGUGUGUGUGUGUGUGUGUGUGCAUGUGCGUGUGUUAGCAGAUAAAACAACACCCGCAAGGGCACAGGGCUUCUCGCGCACGUGUUUGCUCAUUGCGCAAAAAAUAUUGUUUGUGGUGCGCGUUUUUAAGCGUAUGUAUGUGCGUGUGUCCUAUGUUUCCUAGGAAACGAAAAGGAUAACUGCAUUAGCGGAGGGGUGUUGUUGGUGUUGUUGUUGUUGGUUAAGCCCAAGUAAUUGUUAUAAUGAAGCAUAUAAGGAACCAGAAAUGAAACAGAAAUAGUUUAUUUUUUCUCUCUCUCUCUUUCUGUAUUAUAAGGUGUCCCUUCUUUUUUGUUUUAACAAAUUAGUGCAACAAAAACCUAGAAAUCAAACUAAAAUAGUGGAUAAACCAACUUCUCCAACAGCUAAGGUUAGAGGCGUGUUGUGCGUUUGUUUGUUGAAUGCGUGAAAGGGAAUGUUUGAAUGAGCAAGGCAGAAAGAUAUCGUGCGUGUGUGCGUGUGCGUGUGUGUGUGGGUUAAGAAUUCUGUUCUAAAACAAAAACUACUAGAGUGUAACACAGAAAAUUGUUUAAGAAAAAAAAGGGAAGAAAAACUCAACCACCAAGCAAGCAACAACGGAUUAAAGCUCGGGAGAAGAGGUCCGAGAUUUUGUAGGUUAGGUGUAAAGCAAGUAACAACAAUAAGCUAAAAAAGAACAUCAGUUAAGAUACCGCCGGAAGCCCUGUUUUAGUAGUGUUUUGUUUGAUUUUUUUUGUUUUGCAUAAGAACUGGUAAAGAACUAGGUUUAAAAAAGAAGCGUCAGAUAACUUAAACAAUAGUGAAUAGACAUCGUUAGUAGAGACAGAUAGUAGACACACACACACAUAUACACACAUGCACACACACACACAGCGAAGUGGAGGCGCGCGUUCAACGUCUAAAAGAGAAGAAAAGCGUGAAUUUUCCUAUUGUUUUCCCACGGAAACAAAACGAAUGGUAUCGAAUACCCGUUAGUUUUUGUUUGCUUCCUUUUUAACAACACACACACCCCCCCCCCAGGGUGCGUGAUAUUAGUGUUGAGAUGUUAAUUAUGUUUCUUUUUUUUCUGUGUGUGUAGAGUCACUUCCAUGUUUUGAUGUAUUUUAAAAGUAAUGCUACUAUGCUAUGACCAUUACUUACUACUAGUACUACUACUACUACUACUAACUACCACGUACGUAUGUUCUCCUCUUGGCUGGCCUGCGUUAGCGAGCCGGAAAGUAAGAUAGUUUAGAAGCUUAUACCCACAGUUGUUCCCCUUUCCCUCCUCCUCCUCAACCAUCGUGUUACAAUCCAUGUUACCUUGUCAUACUCCGACCCUAAGUGGCCCUUUUCUCCCCACCGCCCGUUCGGAAUGCGACUGGCUACGUUAAUUUGCAACACAUCGUCCGGUUGAUCCUGCUUCCUUCCGUUUUGUUUUAAGAAGGAUGUACCGUUUGUUCAUUCUUGUCGUUCGUUUGUUUGUUUGUAGUGCUUUCUUAAGGUAAUGUGUGUAGUAGGCAAGUGUUAGGCAACUGAACUGAGCUAAGGAAAAGUGAGGAAAAAUACAAAAACCAACAGCUACCACCACUCCAGGAGGGCAACAGCGUGUGUGCGUCGUGUGUGUGUGUGUGUGUGCUAUCCCCCCUCCUCCCGCUAGAAGAAAAUCCUAUGAGGAAAACAAAGUGGCGAACGGUAGCGAGCGAGUGAGAAAUUUGCGUUUAAUUUUAUGUAUGUUCCGCUUUAUGAUUAAUUUGUUUAUGCGUUUUUUUUUCUUUAAACUUCAUUAUCUUCUUCUGUGUAAUUUGCUAUCUUUUCUUCUUUUUUUUGUCGGAUAUUUGCAUAAAUAUAUAUACACUACCAUUAUAAUAGAAGCAUACAACCGUAUCGUUUUGCUCACUUUUUGCUGUA
This is a messenger RNA of Anopheles gambiae (African malaria mosquito), 7673 nucleotides long. It is a transcript of the gene Hrb27C, whose product is annotated as heterogeneous nuclear ribonucleoprotein 27C. The record is from RefSeq and is a predicted model, not a curated record. NCBI's taxonomy places the organism in Eukaryota, Metazoa, Arthropoda, Insecta, Diptera, Culicidae. Bases 607 to 1845 code for a protein of 412 amino acids. Gene Ontology annotation, molecular function: RNA binding. The transcript is spliced from 2 exons.